Molecule: messenger RNA, 3174 nt
Organism: Drosophila grimshawi
Lineage: Eukaryota; Metazoa; Arthropoda; Insecta; Diptera; Drosophilidae
Gene: mas
Product: protein masquerade
Exons: 7
Coding region: 1-3168 (1055 amino acids)
Biological process (GO): proteolysis
Molecular function (GO): serine-type endopeptidase activity
Source: RefSeq, a predicted model, not a curated record
AUGAGCACUUCAGGCAACAGCAUAAUUUACACACUGACUUUCAUCCUAUUGCUGGCUUGUGCUCAGGCCCAGGAUGAAUCCCUCGCCGGCAGUUUUCUCUCCGGCCUACUGGACACGAUAACGAGCACAGCGGAUGCUAAGGAUUGUCCGGGCGUCUGUGUGCACACACUGGCCACGCUCAUCUGCUACGAGGUCCUGGACGAUGUGCCCUGCCCGUCGCCCAGCAUGAAAUGCUGCAUUGAGAAUGCGCCAGGCAAAAAUGCAACUGCUGCCACUGCGCCUAAGAUAACAACAACAACGACGAGCAGCACGACACAGCGAAGCACCACAACAGCAGCCAACACUAGCACCACCAGGCGCAUCGCAACCACAGCUAGCACCACGCCCAAACCGAAGCCAAAGCCGCAGCCGAAGCGACCCCCAACAACAACUGCAGCGCCUACAACCACCACAAGGAAAACCGCCACCACCAAAAAGGCAACCACUGGCAAAUUGAAGGACAAGGAAGAGGCCAGCAAAGUGGAGGAUGAGAAUAAGAACUGUACGGGAGUUUGUGUUGCGGAUCGCAUUGCGGAAUAUUGUGAGGCGUAUUUGACAAGCGGCGGACUUUGCAAGGAGGGCACCAAAUGCUGUGUCUCCCUCGACGAGUACUCCAACGGCAAGCUGCCCAAAGAUAUUUAUAUACCAGCCAAGCACAUGAGCAAUCUGAAGGGUAAUCAAACGUUGGCCAAGACGACAGCUCCAAAAACCAGUAGCACCACCAGCAGCACAUCUACAACCACAACAACCACAAGCACCACACCGGAACCAGCACGCACCAAAACCAAUAACAACAAUCAAAAUAAGCCCACAAAGCACAAGAAACCCACAACGACCACCACAACAACUGAGGCCGCUACUGAGGAGGAUGAGGAGGAGGAAGACGACGAUGAGGAAGAGGUCAGCAAUAAGAACGAAAGCAACAAUAAAAUUAAGGGUCAGGGCCAGGUGCUGAAGGAGUGUGAGGGCGAAUGCAUGAACGGCAUCUUUGCCAUCUUCUGCGACGACAUCGACUCCGAGGCCUUCUGUCCCGGCGAGGGCAGCUGCUGUGUGACGGGCACUGCCUCCGAGGCGCCACCCGCCAAGACGCCACCACCCAGCAAACCGGCCACAAAGAUUGUUGCUAAGCCAGCAGCGAAACCAGCGCGUCCAGCUGCCACAGCAGCACCGCCGCCACCCGCUGCCUCCUCGGGUGGUGGGGAUUUGCUUUCGCAGUUUAUAUCGUUUGCGGAGAGCACACUGAACUCACCGGCACCGCCGCCACCACCACCGCAAGCACCGCCACAGGUGCCUCGCUGUCCUGGCUUCUGUCUGUUAAAUAUUAUGGCAGCCUUCUGUGAACGUCCCUCGAUUCUAGUAUCGCAUCAGACCACCUGCUCGAAGGGUUCCGUCUGUUGUGAUAAUUCGCGUGCUGGUGCGCCCAAGCCAAAGUUGCCGCCACCGACGCCGUCGCCCACGCACCCACCCACAGCACCACCCUAUGUGCUGCCCAAUACACCGAGUCCGGAUCCACGCGAAGAAUGCCCCGGCUCCUGUAUUGUCAGCCUGCUCAGCUUUACGUGCUUCAAAAAUGCCGAGAUGACCGAUCUCUUCAGAUGCAAGCGUUCGGGUCAAAUCUGUUGUGCACCCAAGAGUAAGAUACUCGAGAAGCAACAAUUCCAGACACGCAACGACACCUCGUAUUUCAACUAUCCGGCAAUGGGACCACCGCCACCCUAUCCAGCACAGCUACCACAGCAGCAACAGGCACCACCGCCGCCCUAUCCACCCACCACGUAUAUGGCCAAUCAGCCACAAGGACCACCACAGCAACCACACCACCCGGCACAUGCCUAUCAGCCGGGAUUGCCGCCACCACCGCCACCCAACUAUGCGGAUUACUAUGGACCAGGUCCAGUAGCACAGCCAGCACUGCCGCCAGCUGCACCGCCAACAACGACGACAACCACAACGACGACAACACCACGUCCACAUGUCUAUUCGAAGUACGUGUGUGGUGUCAAAGGUACCCUGCGAACAGGUCGCUCCCGCAGCUCCCCAGCCCUCAACUAUGUCUCGUAUGCUCGGGCCAAGUAUGGAGUCCAGCGUUCCGCGAGACAAUUGGCCUCAUCCUUUGCCGGCAGCAGCAGCAACAUUAACAAGUCCAGCGAGCGACUCGUGCUUGGUUCUGCAAUUGUUCCGAUUCAGAUACACAACGAUAAGCUGGGCGAUCUGGUGGACACCAGUGGCCUGCAAAGCAAUCAGCUGAGAUCCUAUCACGAAGAGCCCGAUCAACUGAAGCAGCUUGAGCAGACUGCCGUAGUUUAUCCCGACUACUAUCAGCGACCCGUCUACAAUCCCAAUUCCAACCAGCUGCAGCUGCAGUCCAACUAUAGCAGGAGGAGGGCGCGUGUGGUGGGUGGCGAGGAUGGUGAGAAUGGUGAGUGGUGCUGGCAGGUGGCGUUGAUCAACUCCCUCAAUCAGUAUCUCUGUGGAGCGGCGCUCAUUGGCACCCAAUGGGUGCUCACAGCCGCACAUUGCGUCACCAACAUUGUGCGCUCUGGGGAUGCGAUCUAUGUGCGCGUGGGUGACUAUGAUUUGACCCGCAAGUAUGGCAGUCCCGGCGCCCAGACUCUCCGCGUAGCCACCACCUACAUACAUCACAACCACAACAGCCAGACGCUGGAUAACGAUAUUGCGCUGCUCAAACUGCACGGCCAGGCGGAGCUGCGAGAUGGAGUCUGUUUGGUCUGCCUGCCGGCUCGAGGUGUUAGUCAUACGGCCGGCAAACGCUGUACGGUCACCGGUUACGGCUACAUGGGCGAAGCUGGUCCCAUUCCACUACGUGUGCGUGAAGCGGAGAUUCCGAUUGUAAGCGAUACGGAGUGCAUACGUAAAGUGAAUGCGGUGACGGAGAAGAUCUUCAUUUUGCCCGCGUCCAGUUUCUGUGCGGGCGGCGAGGAGGGACACGAUGCUUGCCAGGGCGAUGGUGGCGGUCCGUUGGUAUGCCAGGACGAUGGCUUCUUCGAGCUGGCCGGUCUCGUCUCAUGGGGCUUUGGCUGCGGUCGAGUGGAUGUGCCUGGUGUCUAUGUGAAGGUCUCCUCGUUCAUUGGCUGGAUCAAUCAGAUAAUUAGCGUGAAUAACUUAUAGUGCGAU